AUGGCCCUAAACGGCGCUGGUGAGGACAUGGAUUGUGGGGGCCUGUGGCUUGGCGGUUCGGGCGGCACCUUGCUUCAGCAAGACCUUCCGGCCCCUUGUGCCUCUCUUCCCCCAGAAGUCGACGACUUUUCCUGGGAGCCCCCGACCGAAGCGGAGACGAAGGUGCUGCAAGCGCGGCGGGAGCGACAGGAUCGCAUCUCCCGGCUCAUGGGCGACUACCUGCUGCGUGGUUACCGCAUGCUGGGCGAGACCUGUGCUGACUGCGGGACGAUCCUCCUCCAAGACAAACAGCGGAAAAUCUACUGCGUGGCUUGUCAGGAGCUCGAUUCAGACGUGGAUAAAGAUAACCCGGCUCUGAAUGCCCAGGCUGCCCUCUCCCAAGCUCGGGAGCACCAGCUCGCCUCUGCCUCGGAGCCCCCCUUGAGCUCUCGGCCUGCCCCUCAGCCGCCAGUACCCCGUCCUGAACACUGUGAGGGAGCUGCAGCAGGGCUUAAGGCAGUCCAGGGGCCACCCCCUCCUGCUGUGCUUCCAAAUGCAGAUGUGGUGGCCUGCACACAGGAGGCUCUCCUGCAGAAGCUGACCUGGGCCUCAGCUGAGCUGGGCUCUAGCACCUCCCUGGAGACUAGCAUCCAGCUGUGUAGCCUUAUCCGGGCGUGUGCUGAAGCCCUGCGUAGUCUGCAGCAGCUGCAACACUAAAAAACCUCUCCUGAGAAAAACCCUGUAGAAAAACAGCUGUUCCUCUUGUGUGGUUCGUUCUUUUUUUUGGUUCUGAGUGUGCAUGCAAGUCCCAGCUCCACUCGUCUUUUCCCUACUUUUGGUCUUUCAUGGUAUCACAGUCUGGUCUCCUUGAUGCCCUGAGAAAUGAGUGGGGCUUGUUUCUGCUCAGUAUCCCCACUCAAAGGAUGAGGUGGCAGAGGACUAUGUGCUAUUUUUUCUUUUUUUCUGGUGAGGAGGCCCCAACCUCAAAAGCAGAAACAGGAGGCGCCGGUCUCUGAAGGAAUCCUGGAACCUCCCCAGCCAUCCAGCGCUAUUCCCCACCCUUGAGAGAGAUUUGGGGUUCCAGUCCCCUCGGUAGCUUCCCUUUCUUCCCCCAAGCAUCCAGACACCAUCAUCCUGUCCCAUCUCAGGCCCAGACCAGGUACCCAGAUACUGACAGGAUGUAGUCCGAUAGGGAUCAAGGAUGGUCUUAAUCUGUCUCUUGACCACACCCCACCCCUUUUAGAUCCUUUUCCUUGAGCGUUGUAAUUGGCCAGAAUAAACAGUGUUGGGGAGGGGGAGGAACCGCACCCUCCGCUUUUAACCUCUUCCCUCCUUUUUACCUGCUUCCCUCCUAUCGGUGGCCAAUGCCC
Molecule: messenger RNA, 1349 nt
Organism: Budorcas taxicolor (takin)
Lineage: Eukaryota; Metazoa; Chordata; Mammalia; Artiodactyla; Bovidae
Gene: ZNRD2
Product: zinc ribbon domain containing 2
Exons: 3
Coding region: 1-696 (231 amino acids)
Source: RefSeq, a predicted model, not a curated record